UAUAAAAGGGAGCCGCCGCUCAGCCCCGCACAUCCUCAUCCUUCGUCAACUCUGUUUUGGGGCAGAGCUGGUGGACAUCCUCUCAUCACCAUGGCAACUGAACUAGAGAAGGCCUUGAACCAGGUCAUUGAGGUCUACCACAAGUACUCCUUGGUUCAUGGGAACCCCCAUGCCCUCUCCAAGAGUGACCUGAAGAAACUGAUAACCACCGAGUGUCCUCAGUACACCAAGAAAAAGACUGCAACUACCUGGUUCAAACAGCUGGACAUCAAUGAAGAUGGCGCAGUCAACUUUGAGGAGUUCCUCCACCUUGUGGUAAAAAUGGGUCUGAGAGUCCAUGCAGAGAGCCACAGGCAUGACCAGCACUGAUAGGCCCCCACGCUUGAUCCUGCAGAAUAAUAAAGCUACCAAUACCUCAGACCUCCCU
Messenger RNA from Fukomys damarensis (Damara mole-rat), 427 nucleotides. It is a transcript of the gene S100a8, whose product is annotated as S100 calcium binding protein A8. The transcript has 3 exons. Gene Ontology annotation, cellular component: cytoplasm. The record is from RefSeq and is a predicted model, not a curated record. Gene Ontology annotation, molecular function: calcium ion binding. The coding region runs from base 91 to 369 and encodes 92 amino acids. NCBI's taxonomy places the organism in Eukaryota, Metazoa, Chordata, Mammalia, Rodentia, Bathyergidae.